This is a messenger RNA of Spea bombifrons (plains spadefoot toad), 3936 nucleotides long. RefSeq names its product sperm antigen with calponin homology and coiled-coil domains 1 (gene SPECC1). Lineage: Eukaryota; Metazoa; Chordata; Amphibia; Anura; Pelobatidae. The record is from RefSeq and is a predicted model, not a curated record. Gene Ontology annotation, cellular component: filamentous actin; microtubule organizing center. Bases 105 to 3227 code for a protein of 1040 amino acids. Gene Ontology annotation, molecular function: protein binding. Gene Ontology annotation, biological process: actin cytoskeleton organization. The transcript is spliced from 15 exons.
GGGAAGAGCUAAAAACACUGAAACACUAAGUCUGGUGUUCACAUGCUGACAGCUGAGAAGGGAGAGCAGUUUUUAAGCACUUCGCCACCAUUAAACUAUCUGGAAUGAAGAGCUCAUCCCGUACUUUGAGUACAAUAUCUAAACAAGGGAGCCAUGGAACAGCCAAAGCCAUUCCCACCACCAGCUUUGGAAUGAAGACCUCCAGGUCCACCAGUUCACUUGCUUUUGAGUCCCGGCUCAGCAAGCUGAAAAGAGCAAGCAGUGAUGACAUGCUCACAAAGCCAAGUGGUUGCAGUGCCGUCACCACCUCCAGGCUAAAGAAAACCAUCACUACAGGAGCCAUUUCUGAGCUUUCCGAGACCAGGUUAAGGAGCAGUGCAGGAGCAGCAUCAGCAGCAAGGCGCACGGGUAUACCAGCGCCUCGGGAACUCUCCACCCCUACAUCAAGAGAGCGUGCUGCCGUGAGAGGUACUCCCCAAUCUAAAAAAACACUACCAAGCCCUACCCAACCAAACACUGCUACCCCUUCAAAGAGUAUUCGCGCCCCUGCAAGACCUAAGCAAGAAAAUGAUUCUGUCAAUAAGAAUGUCUUGGAGUCACAAGUUAAGGAGUUACUGGCUGAAGCAAAAACAAAAGAUUUUGAAAUUAGCAAACUUCGUAGUGAACUCCAGAGAUGCAAAGGCCUGGAUUCUCCUAGUCCUGAAGCUCUGAACUUACAGGAACCUUUAGCUGAAACACUUAUGCAAUUUGAUAAUUCUGAAUCAUUGGUAAGGACACUGCAGGAGAAAAACCUACAUUUUCAACAUGAGCUCACCGUACUCAGGAAAGAAAACCAAGACUUAAAGCAGAAACUAUACUCCUUAGAACACUCUCCAGUCUCAGAGACCUUAUCUAGCAAUGGUACAGAUAGCAGCCUGUUGUCUCCAUCUACUCAAGGAACUUGUCGUAAAAACAGGUUAACAGGUGAAUCUCAAGAAUGUAGGUUACCGGGAACUGAAAGUGUUUUGCGCAUAUCAGGUUCUUCAAGUAGCGAUGUCACCAAGGCAUCCCUGUCUCCCGAUGCAUCGGAUUUUGAGCACAUUCCUGAAGUGCCAUCGAGGCCAGCUUCCUCGGGUAGUAUCCCAUGCCAUGGCUCAAAAUGUUCUACAAGUGGUAGCUCUCCAAAUAAUAUCAGCGAUCUUUCUGUAGCUUCAUUGACCGAAAGGAUACAUAAGAUGGAAGAAAACCAUCACAGCACAGCAGAAGAGCUUCAGGCAACACUACAAGAACUAUCAGAUCAAAAUCUUAUGGUGCAGGAGUUGACUUUAGAAAGUGAGAAGUUAGUGGAAGAGAAGGCCUUUUUGCAGACAUCCUUAGAGCAGCAAAAGCAAAGGGUGGAGCAGCUUAGUCAGGAGAAUGAUAAAUUAACGUCUCUCUUGCAAGAAAGAGCACAGACAGAAGAAAAAGAGGUACUCUGCAAACUUGCAGAGGUGGAGAAGAAAUAUGCUGAACUUGUGGAGAAAUCACAGUUUGAAAGGGAGAAACUCCUCGGUAUUCAACAGCAAUUGACCAGCAGCCUGAGAAGCUUAGAGAAAGAACAUAAUGAGGCACAGAUGAUGGUGAAAAAGCUAAAAGAGAACUCUGAUAAGUUACAGAGUCUACUGGAUGCAGAAAGGAAAGAUAAAGGCGUCAUGGCCAAGAGCUUGGAGGAGCAGAAAGUCGCAGUUGAAGGUUUGAAAAUAGAGAACAGCUGCUUGAAAUCUCAGUUGGAUGGUGAAAGGCAGAAAGCUGCAGAGAUAAAUGCAGCGGGAAACAGUAGCGGGAACUCUGAAGUCCAGGAGAUGCUUAAAUCUGCCCAUGCGGAGAAGGAACAUCUAGAGUUAGCGUGUUCAGAACUUCGACAAGAGCUUCUUAGAGCCAACAGUGAAGUCAAGCAACUGCAGUGUCUUCUGGCUAAGGUGGAGACAGAGUGCCAUGUACUAAAAGAUUUAGGAGACCAGAGAGAUGAACAACUCAAACAGGCAACUUUGAAACUACAGGAGAAGAGUGCUGAAAGAGAAAGUGAGAUUAAGGACAUGAAGGACACCAUCUAUGAGCUGGAAGAUCAGGUGGAGCAACACCGGGCGAUUAAACUACACAAUAACCAGCUCAUUACAGAUUUGGAAAACAAAACUGUUAAACUGGAGGAACAAAAGCAAGACCUGGAAAAACAAUUGAGGCUUCUCUCAAAACAAAUGAAGGAAGAUGCAGAGGAGUGGAAGCGGUUUCAGGCCGACCUGCAGACAGCAGUGGUGGUGGCCAAUGAUAUAAAGUGUGAGUCCCAGCAGGAGUUACGUGCUGUGAAGAGAAGGCUGCAGGAUGAAGAGGAGAGAAGUGCCCGACUACUAAGAGAGCUGGAGGAUACGCAAAGCAGCAGGAAGCCGGUGAGUGAAGAAGUCACGGUAGAUGGGGAUAGUGGUGCUCGAUGGCAGGGUAUGAGCCACAACCCAGUCCCAAGCUCCAACGAGCUACCAGCUACUGUCAAGUCCCUAAUAAAAUCAUUUGAUGUGGGUCAAGGUGGCGUUAGUCAGAAUAUGCCGGUACAUUCAGUUCCUCGAAGUCUAUUGAGCGGUAUUCCGGUUAGAACUGCCCCAGCAGCAGCCGUAUCACCAAUCCAGCGGCUUUCAGUAUCCAGCCAUGCAAAAGUGUCGGGAAAAGACAGAGAGAUAACGUUAGACUUUCCAGACAAAUUAAAACCUCAAAGAGAAGACUUCGCUCCAGAUCGAUUUCCUCGCAAGAGCCCCUCAUUGGAAUCCCUUAAUACCCACACCUCUCUUGGUUUUGGAUCAAGAACUUCUUCCCUUUCCCUGGACACGAGGACCCCUCAAACAAAAAUCAGCGUGGAAAGAAAAGAUCCAUUAGCAGCCUUAGCCCGAGAGUAUGGUGGCUCCAAAAGGAAUGCAUUGCUGAAAUGGUGCCAGAAGAAGACUGAGGGGUACUCUAAUAUUGACAUCACAAACUUCAGCAGCAGUUGGAGCGAUGGUUUGGCUUUCUGUGCCCUGCUUCACACGUAUCUACCUGCCCAUAUACCCUACCGAGAGCUCAACAGCCAAGAUAAGAAGCGAAAUCUAAUGUUGGCAUUUCAAGCUGCUGAAAGUAUAGGAAUCAAACCCAGCUUGGAGUUGAAUGAGCUGAUGUUCACGGAUCGCCCAGACUGGCAGAGCGUCAUGCAUUAUGUAGCACAGAUCUACAAGUAUUUUGAGACCUAGAAGAGAAUUAGGAUAUGACAACACUACCAAGGAAGCACAGAUUCACUUUAUUGUUCAGGUCUUUAUCAUUAUGUGCAUGACCAGAAGCUUCCCAUUACAAGAUGUGCCAAAGUUCAGGUUCUAGUACACCAAGAGGGGAAUGCUGUUUUGGACAAAAAUCUGGAUUUACCAUGAAAAAAGUGGAUUCUUAGCAAACUUCCCUUGCAGUUACUCAUUCUACCAGCCAUUAACUGUUCUGCCUAGAAGCUGAGAGUAUGCAGUGUACAACGCAGCUCUUUUGGGUUUUCUAUUGCUGCCCUUUUGUUAUAACAUGGCAUGUAGAGCACAGGCAUUUCUAAUUCCACAGAAAAGAGCAGUUAUUUACCCAUGUCAUAUUUAUACUUUUAUUUGAAAUAUGUUUCUGAAAUUUAGAAAACCAGAGUUUUAAGUCAAAACGUUAGAAACAUCAGCAAAAACAUAUGUAUGAUUGUAAUUUUCUGUGUCUCACAUUAAACAAAAUUGACCCCCACAUUUUUAUGUUGUCCUUCCAUCUGUUUUGAGGUUUUAAAUGUGUAUGGAAGUUCCACAACUGUGAAUAUUUAGCCAUGGCUGAGGUGUCGAUGUGCAAUCAUGAAAUACUCUUGUUGCCAUGCUCAUACUUGAAAAUGUAUAAAUGAAUCCACUUUUCAAGUUGCAAGCUGGUCACGGAUUCCAUUUACCAGGGUGUGUA